Molecule: messenger RNA, 1089 nt
Organism: Penicillium brevicompactum
Lineage: Eukaryota; Fungi; Ascomycota; Eurotiomycetes; Eurotiales; Aspergillaceae
Product: zinc-binding alcohol dehydrogenase family protein
Exons: 4
Coding region: 1-1089 (362 amino acids)
Molecular function (GO): oxidoreductase activity, acting on NAD(P)H
Source: RefSeq, a predicted model, not a curated record
AUGGCCGAAAACGAGGCAGCCUGGAUCACCGCGCCUGCGGCAUAUCCUUUUACUGUGCAAAGUGCCCCGAGACCUAAGCCAGGUGGAGGGGAAGUUGUGAUCAGAAACUCUGCUGUUGCUAUUAACCCCGUUGAUUGGAAGAUCCAAAGCCUCGGCCGGUAUUUGAAUAAGUAUCCUUUCGUACUUGGCGAGGAUGCCGCAGGAGUCAUCGAAGAAGUUGGUUCUGGUGUGACUCGGUUCAAGAAAGGAGAUCGAGUGAUCGCCCAUUGUAAUGGUCUCAUGACGCAGGAUCCGAUAAAAGGAGGAUUCCAGUUGUAUCCCGUCGUCAUUGAGGCGCUUGUUGCCAAGCUCCCUGAUUCAGUUACCUUCCAGCAAGGCGUCGUGUUGCCGUUGGCCAUCUCCACCGCCUGUGCGGGACUAUAUCGAGAGGAUUAUCUCAACUUACCUCUACCUGCCAUCAAAGGUCAAAAACACACUGGCCAGACUAUCUUGGUCUGGGGUGGUGCUUCGUCAGUGGGCGCGACAGCCAUUCAAUUGGCGGUGGCCUCGGGGUUGACUGUUGUGACAACUGCCUCAGUUGGUAACCACGAAUUAGUCAAGUCCCUAGGUGCUCACUUUGUCUUUGACUACAAGUCCUCUUCUGUGGUUGAGGAUAUCGCCGACGCACUGCGAAACACCAAGUUUGUCGGUGUCUACGAUGCGAUUGGGGAAGACUCUAGCUUCGAGCCCAUCUCGAAGAUUCUGGAUGAGUUGGAUACAACGGUCAAUGUUGCCAGCGUGCUGCCAUGCGAAAACACAACGGACCGUUUCGCGCCGAAGUAUGGUAUGUUUUCCGCAUAUUUCUAUUCCGCUGUUCAAGUUGCUGACAUGGUCGAAUCGUCAGUCCUGGCCUAUUCUAUCAUUCAAGAUCCCCAUAAGGCAAUUGGAGAUUGGAUCUGGGGUAAGUACGUCUCAAAAGCGCUGGAGAAUGGAAGUUUGAAGCCCGAGCCAGCGCCCUUCGUUGUUGGGAACGGCAUCAAAGACAUACAACAUGGUCUUGAUGUUCAAAAGAAGGGUGUGUCCGCCAAAAAGGUCAUCAUCACUCUUUAA